AAAUUGCAUAAAAAUUUAUUGGGAUUUUAUCAAACGGGAGUGGAAAUAUAAUUCCAGUAGUGUUGUUGCUUUAAAGGAAUUAAAAGAUUAUAAAUAUGAUAUUUCGGAAUUUAUUAAAGCGAUUAAGGAAAUAGAAAUUAGUGAUUACAAAUACGUGACAAAAUUUUUUGGAAUUUCGAAAAAUCCUUCUGCACAAAACUACAUUAUUGUUAUGGAAUCAUAUGAUGAUACCACUCAUAUUCAUGAUGUUUUACAUAGUAAAAAUGCUUUGAUAUUCAGAUUCAUUUACUGUAAUAAUAGAUCCUGGUUUAUUAAUAACUUAAUUUUAAACUCUGAUAACAAAAACAAUAAUGUUUAUGGUUUAAUUUCAUUUAUUCCACCAGAGUUUGGUGGGAUUAUGUAUGAAAUGGCUACUGAAAACCUUCCAUUUGCUGAUCAAGCACAUGAUACUUAUUUGAUAAUUGAUAUAUGUAAUGGUGUAAGACCAAAAGUUCCUGAUAUUAUGUUAAUUUUGAUUCCAAAAUGUUAUCUAGACAAGAUGUAUCAAUGUUGGGAUGAUGAUCAUUCUAAACGACUAACUGCUCGGCAAUUAAAUAAUAUAAUACAAAUUACAUUUAUUUUUUAUAUGCUGAUGAUAAUAAAAAAAAGAAUGAAUAAAUUUCAUGAACAAAAAUUAAUUCAAUCUUUAUAUAAUAUUCACCCUCAAUCCUGUUAUAUUAGUAGACAUAUUUAUACUCUUUAUGAAUUGCGAGAUUCAUUAAAAGAUAUAAAAUCUGGAAAAUGUGCAGCGAAUUGUGAAUUGGUCUUUCCAAGUUCCGCGAUUCUUUAUUGGAAUGGAUGGAUAGGUGCUUUGUUCCCUUACGACAACCUAGGAAAGAAAAUUACGAAAAAUGAAAUUGAUCCUGAUGAAGUGUCUUCUGGAUUAGUACAUGUUUCAUUCGAUUUGAUUACGUUGGAAGAUACUUUUAAAUAA
This is a messenger RNA of Diversispora eburnea, 973 nucleotides long. The record is from the annotation of a GenBank genome assembly. NCBI's taxonomy places the organism in Eukaryota, Fungi, Glomeromycota, Glomeromycetes, Diversisporales, Diversisporaceae.